GAGCUCAUCACUGCCUGGUACAUCGGGUUCUUGACCCUUAUUCUCUCCUCAUUCCUGGUUUAUCUGGUGGAGAAGGACGUGCUGGAAAAAGAUGAGGAUGGGAAAGAGACGAAAGAGUUUGGGACCUAUGCUGAUGCCCUCUGGUGGGGACUGAUUACGCUGGCAACCAUCGGCUACGGGGACAAGACACCGAAAACGUGGGAAGGGCGCCUGAUUGCAGCAGCGUUUUCCCUUAUUGGAGUUUCGUUUUUUGCCCUUCCAGCUGGCAUUUUGGGUUCAGGACUGGCCCUAAAAGUCCAGGAACAACAUCGCCAAAAGCACUUUGAAAAAAGAAGGAAACCCGCAGCUGAACUCAUACAGGCUGCCUGGAGGUACUACGCUACUAAUCCCAAUAGGAUAGAUCUUGUGGCCACAUGGAGGUUUUACGAGUCCAUUGUAUCAUUUCCAUAUUUCAAGAAAGAACAAGUGGAUGGCACCAGCCAAAAGCUGGGUCUCUUGGAUCGUGUUCGUGGUAGCAAUCCUAAAGGAAAGCUGUUUACUCCUCUGAAUGUAGAUGCAAUUGAAGAAAGUCCUUCCAAAGAGUCUAAGAACGUUGUCUUGAUUAACCGAGACCGACUCCGUACUGCCUUCCGAAUGAAAGCUUAUGCAUUCUGGCAAAGCUCAGAAGAUGCUGGAACUGGGGACCCCCUGGCAGAAGACAGGGGAUACAGCAAUGACCUCCUUAUGGAAGACCUUAUCCCCACGCUGAAGAUGGUCAUCCGAGCUGUUAGGAUUCUACAGUUCCGCCUGUAUAAGAAAAGAUUCAAGGAAACUUUGAGGCCUUACGAUGUAAAGGAUGUGAUAGAGCAAUAUUCAGCUGGACAUCUCGACAUGCUUUCCAGAAUCAAAUACCUUCAAGCAAGAAUAGAUAUGGUUUUUGCACCUGGGCCUCCAUCUACUCCCAGACACAGAAAAUCACAGAAAGGAGGCACAUUCUCUUACCCUUCUCAGCAGUCUCCAAGGAAUGAGCCAUUCAUAAGCAAAGCAUCUACAGAUGAUCCUGAAGACCAAAGCAUGAUGGGCAAAUUCGUCAGAGUUGAAAGACAGGUCCAUGACAUGGGGAAGAAGCUGGACUUUUUAGUGGACAUGCACAAGCAGCAUAUGGGGCUGCAGGUCCAGGUCACCGACGCCCGUCCUUUGAAAGACGCCCCAUCCCCGGCUGAGGAUAACCGGUUCUCUGAACUGAAAUCCAUCAUCUACAAAUACGCCAAGCCUUCCAUUCAUGAGCUGUCUCCCAGCUUCCAUCACGUCCCCGUAAACAAAGUCCCUCCUUUUGGGUUCCCCAGCCAAGACUGUGGUCGCCACCCCUUUUCACUGCCCCUGGGUGAGCAGAACUCAGGCCGAUGGCCCUCCCUGCCCUUCUCCACGGCCUACUCAGAAAGGCCCACAGUCCUGCCAAUACUGACUUUCAUGGACCCUCAGGUUUCCUUCCAGUCCCCGCCGAGAGAGCUCUGGAACCCCCAUUCGGACAGAAUCUCCCCCAGACAGAGGCCAAGCACGACAAGGGACAGCGACACCCCCUUAUCCCUGCUCUCGGUCAAUCACGAGGAACUCGAACGUUCCCCGAGCGGGUUUAGCAUCUCUCAAGAUAAAGAUGAUUUCCUGUUUGGGCCAAACGGCGGAAACAGUUGGAUGAGAGAAAAACGCUAUUUGGCUGAGGGGGAAACAGACACGGAUACUGACCCUUUCACCCCCAGUGGGUCUAUGCCUCUGUCCUCCACGGGGGACGGGAUUUCCGAGGCAAUGUGGACUCCUUCAAGCAAGCCAAUUUAA
Molecule: messenger RNA, 1812 nt
Organism: Protobothrops mucrosquamatus (brown spotted pit viper)
Lineage: Eukaryota; Metazoa; Chordata; Lepidosauria; Squamata; Viperidae
Gene: KCNQ3
Product: potassium voltage-gated channel subfamily Q member 3
Exons: 11
Biological process (GO): potassium ion transport
Cellular component (GO): membrane
Molecular function (GO): voltage-gated potassium channel activity
Source: RefSeq, a predicted model, not a curated record